UUUGUUGAUAAAACUGUUAAUUAAAGGUUGUUAGUUAAAGUAUAGGUAGUUAAAGGUUUGAGUUACUUAUGUGUGAAAACACAGGAGGUAACGGAGGAGCUAAUGCUAACAAACAGAGAGGCUAAACUGUCGUAAACACUGUUAUUAAAACAUAAUAAACAACAAUCACCUUUAUUCAGGGUUUUUAUUUAUUUCGUUUAUUCCCUUUGAAUUUAAAUCCUAAGACUUCUUCCGUAAAAUGUUGUAAAAAUAAGAGAAAUAUUUAUUUAUCUUUAAAAUCCUAAAGCAGUUCUUUCUUGGCUUCAAUACAAUAAAAUUCUAAUUUUUGCCGGAUUUUAAAUAUUCCAUUUUAAGGUCAAAAGAUGUCCGUCAGCUGGAGGUGAGGGUCUGUUAGAGGGGUCCUGAUGUCGGCCCUAAGGAGGUCGCUGUUUCUUCUGGGCGGGGCUUCCCGGAGCAGCUCCUCCCUCAUUGGCUCCUCCCUCAGUGGCUCCUCCCUCGUUGGCUCCUCCUCCCCGGGUAUGGUUCUGCUCUCAAGCUCAACGGAUGUGUUCCAGAACCUGGCUCUGGAGGACUGGAUUGACGCUCAUGUUGACCUCCAGCAGCGCCGCCUCCUGCUGCUGUGGAGGAACCGGCCCGCCGUGGUGAUCGGGCGCCACCAGAACCCGUGGGCCGAGGCCGACCUUCCCCACAUGAAGCGGGCAGGGGUACCUCUGGCCCGGAGGCGCAGCGGGGGGGGGGCGGUCUACCACGACCUGGGAAAUCUGAACGCCACCUUCUUCUGCUCCAAGCAGGCGUACGACCGGGGGAGGAACCUGGGGGUGGUCACCGGCGCUCUGAGGAGGGUCCGACCAGACCUGGACGUCAGAGCCACGGACCGGCUGGACAUCGUGCUGAACGGGGACCUGAAGAUCUCAGGAAGUGCGUCUCGGCUCAGCAGGAAGUCCUCAUACCACCACCUAACUCUACUGCACUCGGCCGACCGAGCCUCUCUCUCCUCGAUGCUCCGCCCCUCCUGCUCUGGUAUCCAUAGCAACGCCACGCCAAGUGUCCGCUCGCCUGUCACCAACCUGAGAGACCACGCCCCCUCUCUGAAGUGGGAGGAGCUUCUGGAGGCGCUGCAGCUGCAGUUCAACAAAGAGUUCGGCCUCAGCGCCGCCCUCUCCCCGGUCGACCCCUCCGAUGACUCGGCGUUCCCCGGUGUGGCUGCGGCGGCGGCGGAGCUGCGUGGCUGGGACUGGACGUUCGGGAAGACGCCGAAGUUCAGCCUGAAGACGUGUCUACCGCUGGGCCCCGGCCGGGGGGGGGCGCUACUGCAGCUGGAGGUGAGGAGCGGCAGGAUGGAAAACGUGGAGCUGAUGGUCUCCAAGGACUGGAUCCCCGAGAGGCUGUGCGUAGAGCUGAGCGCUGCCAUGACUGGGGAGAAGUUCUGCAGACUGCAUGCGGCCGCAGCGUUUAAUGCAAUGUCGCAGCGGGGGGGGGAGGACGGCGUGCUGCAGCACAGACUGGACGUCCUGUGUGACGCUGUGAUCAACGCCAUGGGCUGAAACUCAGCCAGGGACCCGGAGCACCCUGAAGCACUGGUGUUGAUGCUCAGAAAAUACAGAUUUAAACAAAUAAGGUUAUUUUGUAUGUUUCCUGUUGACUCAGUGUUGAUCACAAUGUUACACCAUGAACAGGUGGGAGUUGAACCUGCAAAAACUUGAACUUAAGGCCACUAGCUCUACCCACUGAGCCAUACACCUGUCUGGAUAUGCUGGGAGUUCUCUGAGAAUUUGUAUUACCUAUGAUUAAAUGAGAAAGUGUUUGAAUGUAUAAGAAAAUAAAGACAAAUAUGUUGUGUUUUGA
This is a messenger RNA of Eleginops maclovinus (Patagonian blennie), 1845 nucleotides long. RefSeq names its product lipoyltransferase 1 (gene lipt1). Gene Ontology annotation, molecular function: lipoyltransferase activity. Lineage: Eukaryota; Metazoa; Chordata; Actinopteri; Perciformes; Eleginopidae. Gene Ontology annotation, cellular component: cytoplasm; mitochondrion. Gene Ontology annotation, biological process: protein lipoylation. The record is from RefSeq and is a predicted model, not a curated record.